UACUAUCUGUUAAUGGUCAAUGACUAUGAUAACAAUACUUGCAAAGGAUUGCCCUUGGCACUGGCCUCCCACAUAGAAAUUGUUGUCCUAGCUCAACUUGUUGAUCAAAAGGAGCAGUCAACCUUUUUUAAUCAGAUAAAUAUCGCAGUUUGUCAAAAUUCAUUUGGUGCAAGCUCUGCAAGGAGAAAUUUUGUUUAAGAGAUUUUUUAAGAUUUUGCUGGCUGAAUAUAUGCUCAACUCCAUUAACUGUUUGUUUUACUUCCACUACAACCAUCAACGUGGUCAUUGAUCAUUUUUGUUAAUUUUUUGUGUGGUAUUUCCUCUUUCGUUUAACAUGGAGAUGUCCUCAUCACCUACUUGGCUUAAGCAGCCUGCUGAAGGAUCAAAGGAAAAUGUUUGCCAGGCUUCUCAUAGAGAUAUCAUCAUGUUCUCUGAGGUGAGCAGACCCGUCACUCUCAGUAUGAAGCUGUUGGGUCUGUGGCAUGAAAGGUCACCACCUGGCGUCGCAGUUCAUCCUGCUCAGCAGGAGGAGGAUGCACAGUCACUACAAAGGAAUCAAUCUUUCAUCCACAACAUCUUGAACAGACUUGGCUUCGUCUAUCAUGCCUUCGUUGUCCUAGUCAUGUGGUUUGAUCUUGUUCGUUUUCUCGUUUUCAUUGCCCCAACUUUAAACCUACAGAAUGCAUCUUACUUGUGCUGGUACGUACAAAACGCCACAACCAACACUGUCCUCUUCCUGGCAUGCUAUAGAACCUGCAAGAUACAGCGCUUCUUCAGCUACUGGCAGAACCCCUCCGCCGAAAGACAUCGGGUGGACUUCGACCACAGGUCAGUCGACACGCAAUCUCCCAAGCCAAGGUGCAUGUUGCAACGGAAGAAGUUCAAGAAGGUUGGGAUCCUGGCUGCGUUAGGAGGGUGGUUUUUUGUCCUUGGAUCGUACCCCGUCUCCAUGUACUUCACCUUUGGUUAUCAUGGUGAAGAAUUCCGUAUCAUGUGCUCGCCCUGGACAAGCGAUAUUCCCUGUGGUUUCCUGCAAGUCAUUUCAUUCUUUGCCUUGGCAUGCCACAAGUUCCCUGUUGUCUACCUUUGCCUCAUUUGCUAUGUUCUAUCGGAGAGAUUUGACUCGCUCACCAAAGCCUUCAAGGAGGAGAAUCCCCUGGGUACCUGUGCAAGGGCUGAUGUCCUGGAAGAGACCCGUCGACAGCAUAACAUUUUAUGUUUUCUCACAUCACAGUGCGACUACAUUUUCUCUACACUUGUCGCCAUUGUCUUUGCCACUGACAUCCCCCUGCUCAUCUUUCUCAUGUAUGACAUUUAUUUCAACAGCGACAGUUCAAGCACUUUUACAACCGCCUUGAGUGCUUACUGGGGUAUCUCAAAUAUGCUGAAUAUCUUGCUCAUCUCCUGGUUCUGUUCAAUGCUUAAUGAGAAGGCACAUUCAUUGCGGCGACAUGUCUAUGAACUUCAUGUGGAUGCAAGUGACACCAGAACAUCUCAUAUUCACCUGCUACUGGUUUCCCGCCUAAAUGGUCCAAACAUUGGGCUAUCAUUUAUCGGAUUCUUCACUAUCACCAGGAAUGUCAUUUUAACGAUUGCUGGUUUCGUGUUGACUUACUUCACUCUUCUUAUCGAUCUGGGGCCUGAAAAAUCUCAUGAUUUGUGCAACAACGCGACAUCAAAUUUGACGUCAUAAAAUUGUUGUACAUCAAUUCAUUAUUUAUUUUCAUCUAAAAAUCAUUCCCGUUUUGUACGUUUAGAGAAGAACGUAUUAAGGAUACGUUAAUUUGUAAAAGAAGUAUAUAGUCGUUGAUACUGGGGCACCCCCCCCCCUCCCCCAGUAAAGAAACAAAAAAGAGGGAAAACAAAGAAAAUUAGGGGGAAAGGGGAAGAAAAUGUCAUGAAAGUGGGGUAUGUGUCGUGUAAAUCGCCCCUUAUUAUUCAAUUGAAGGCUGACAAAAAUUAAAGAUGUUCUAUUUCUAUUUGAUACCUGUAAAAGUUAAUCGAAAUUGACUUCGUACAAAACAGUGAAGCGAAACAUAAUUAUUAUGCUAUUAUACAUUAUUACUGCAUAAAGUUUGGUUGAAUUGAUCGAGGUAUUGGCCUAUAGUUUUCUAUGAAAUUAUGUCUACGUUGAUGUAAUUAUUACGCCAACUCAUUCAAUGUUUCUUUUUGUAUAUGUUCGGAUUGAGUUUUCUUUCGCCGUUAUCUUUUCUUGUUUUAUUGUUUAAGAAACAUGUCUUUCUAAAGAUAAAAUUAUUUUGGUGAUAUUUUCUUUUGGCCUCAUUUGUCUACUUAGAUGAUUGCCGUGUACUCAUUUGAUUAAAUAUUUACAGAGAAUGAAAUUGAGCAAAUUACGGGUUUGUAAUAUUAAUCUUUAUCCGAUUACUUUUGUAUAUAUGUUAUUGUUGUGUUUUUUGUUAAUGUUGUUCUUUCUAUAGGUACUGUAUUGAUACUUAUCUAUGAACAAAAGUAAAGUGAAUAUAAUAUACUUACAGUUUUCACUAAAUAAUUAUUUAAUAUGAAUGAUGAACGAGAAUGGGGUUGCGAUGAAAACUGUGAGAUGAUAGAUAGACUGACAGAUAGGAAGAGAUUAAUCGACUUUAUCGUAGGAAUGGUGGAUAAGGGAUGGUGAGAAAGAAAGAAAGAAAGAAAGAAAGGGAGAGAGAGAAAAAAAUCAAAGAUAGACAGUGGGGGAGGGUGAUUGGAAGGGGAGAUGAAAAGACGAAAUAGCGAGAGGAAGUUAGCUGAAAUAUGAGUUUCUCGUCUGGUCCCGAAAAGUUCAUAACUAUGAUGACAAAAGAGAAUUAUACACAUUUUCAUUU
Molecule: messenger RNA, 2822 nt
Organism: Lytechinus variegatus (green sea urchin)
Lineage: Eukaryota; Metazoa; Echinodermata; Echinoidea; Temnopleuroida; Toxopneustidae
Exons: 4
Coding region: 335-1693 (452 amino acids)
Biological process (GO): sensory perception of taste
Cellular component (GO): membrane
Source: RefSeq, a predicted model, not a curated record